Molecule: messenger RNA, 1182 nt
Organism: Ceutorhynchus assimilis (cabbage seed weevil)
Lineage: Eukaryota; Metazoa; Arthropoda; Insecta; Coleoptera; Curculionidae
Source: the annotation of a GenBank genome assembly
AUGAUGAAUUUCUCCCAAUAUCAUCAACCUUUGUCCCACAACCCAACCAGCAGCAGCAGACAAGCAUCCGAAGUAGCUGCUCAAAUUUUUCUCAAGCAAAACCUAGAAAAGACAAAUGUUUUAGACAAUAUCUACAACAAAUCCAAUGAUGAGUUAUGGAUAGAGACUUGGCUUCAACAAAACAACAUACACCGCCCUUUGCCGAAACUCAGAAAAGUUUAUGUCCCUCAGGAUGCUAUGACUAUACGUCAGGCCAAAUUGCUUUUGAAUAAAUGCUUGAUGAUGCUACAAAAACUCAAAAAGUUACAACAAAGCCUAGAAAAAGAGUUGUCAACAAUGUCUGAGGCAGAAUGGAAAAAGAAGACCCUAGAAAUUACUACACUAAAAACCGAGUUUACUAAAAUCAUGUUUAAAUUCAAUAAAGCUGAUGUAAUGAAAUAUUUGAAUAUCACCAUUAGGACAAGGAGAAAGCGCAGACUCAACGAUCAAAAACGAAGAUCAAAGAAAAUAUUGGUCAAACAAGAAAAUGAAGAAAAAAGGAUUAAAGCGCAUAAAGACAUCGAUCAAUGGUUGGCCAAUAAAAAAGAGGAAGUUGAAAAAGUCAAAAUGGAAGAAGAAAUGCAAAAAGACGCUGACUUGGUGCUGUCUGAAGUCACCAAGAAAAGAAACGAUGCUCGUAAACAAUUGUCACUGAUUAGUGCACUUGUUAAAUUGCGCACUGUACGAGAACAAAUGGCCAAUCAGCGUGGCGAAAAGCUAAACCUAGAAGACAAGAGAGCGUUUAGCAUCACCACAGAAAAGUUGGUAAAAAUGUGGGAAAACACUACAGUGGUUUAUUUGAAGGAAGAACAAGGACUGAGGCUUAUGUUAGAAAAAAAUCAAAUCGAAGAUACCAGACAAGCCAAGCUAGCCAAAGAACGUAGAUUGGUUGAAGAAUGGAAAACUGUCCUUUUCAGCCCAUUGCACGCGAUUCCUUCGAAUUACCCGACGUUUUGGGCCCUGACCGCAGCGGAAAGGGACAUAGGCACUUUUGUAGCAAUCAGGAGAAGCUGGGAUACUUUCUUGGUGCCUCAACAUGCUGAAGAAGGAGCCAAAAUUCCUAUAGGGUGGAUUUUGCCUAAAAGUCAAAACACUUUGGAUAGCUGGAAUCAGUACUUGGAUCGCAGCACUUUGCCUCUAUAA